AUGCCUAUCUCUAAGAACAACAAGGAUAUUUUUACGCUUUUUGAUAAGAAGGGUCAAGGUGCCAUCUCGAAGGAAUUAUUCGGGGACUACUUACGUGCCAUUGGUUAUAACCCAACGAACCAACAAGUCUCUGAUAUCUUGGAAAGUGCAGGUGUUGAUUCCAAUCUUUCUUUGAAUGAGAUUACAAAGAUAGUGGAAGAUAAUCAAAAAGAACUAGACGCUACAACUCAGGGGAAAGUGGAAGAUUUUGUCAAGGCAUUCCAAGUGUUUGAUAAGGAAAACACUGGGAAGGUUUCUGUUGGUGAUAUAAGAUAUAUGUUGACUGGUCUUGGUGAGAAGUUGACUGAUGAGGAGGUCGAUGAAUUAUUGAAAGGUGUUGAAAUUGAUGGUGAAGGUCAAAUAGAUUACAAGAAAUUCAUUGAAGAUGUUUUAAGACAGUAA
Molecule: messenger RNA, 441 nt
Organism: Naumovozyma castellii
Lineage: Eukaryota; Fungi; Ascomycota; Saccharomycetes; Saccharomycetales; Saccharomycetaceae
Gene: MLC1
Product: Mlc1p
Exons: 1
Coding region: 1-441 (146 amino acids)
Source: RefSeq, a predicted model, not a curated record